AUGCGCCAGGAAGUCACCGAGAACCCCCUUGAAGCCCAAUGUAUUUUCGAUCGGAUGCACACUAUGUGGAAGCUCUUCACUAUUAACAUAAGUGCGAUAGAGGAGCUGGCUAAAAGUGACAAGUGGUUGCUCUACAGUGGCAUCCUGUUCGGCUCAUCUCGACACCAUGAAAUUAUUCCCCGGGAUGAUUACAAUGAUUUUAUUAUGAGCUUUGAGGUUAGAAAGGCACUACAGGAAAAGGUGCAUAGAUCACCUUCAAAGCUUCAUACAUCAAACGUUGACCUCUUGAGACGACGACCGCUGGAAUGGCAGACCUUUGUGGUUCACACUGGUCAGAAUAUAGAGCAGCGUCGAAGGCUUCCAAAUUUGGAGAAUCUUCCUUGGCCGGAACGGGAAUAUUUACCUUCUCCGUUGGGUGCUCCGGGUACACGCCCAUUACCCCUGGGCGCACAAUUCAGUCGACAACAAAUGCGCACUGUUUGGAAUCCGUUCAACACAUUUGUAAAUGUCAUGGAGGACCUCGUUUUCAGUGACAAGUGGAUGCUAUACGGUGGUGCUCGGCUUGGAUCUUUUCAGCACCAUUAUAUUAUUCGUCGACAAGGAGGUCAGACCGGCGUUGUGGAAGAAGAUGCGCACCCUCCUGCCAGAUAA
Molecule: messenger RNA, 651 nt
Organism: Dibothriocephalus latus
Lineage: Eukaryota; Metazoa; Platyhelminthes; Cestoda; Diphyllobothriidea; Diphyllobothriidae
Source: the annotation of a GenBank genome assembly